AUGGUGAGUGCUCAGAGGUGUCCUCUGGGCUGGACCUUUCACGGUGGACACUGUUACACCCUCAGCACUGAGCACAAGGUCACAUGGAGUACAGCUAACAGGGCCUGCAGGGAGAGAUAUAAAGGAACUCUAGCAAGUGUUCGCUCUAAAACUGACAUGGACUGGCUAUGGGACUUCAGUGGAAGAAAACCAUUUUGGAUUGGCCUUAAUGAUCGCGACGGCCGAGGACGCUGGGAGUGGGCAGAGGGUGAGCCGGUCAGCUACACUAAUUGGAGAAAGAUGCCUCUUCGGUCCAAAAUAAGGGGAAGCAAAAAGUGCGUCCUGGUAUGGAAAAGAGCAAAAUGGCAAAUCAGGGACUGUAAGACGAGUAGAGGUCAUCACUUUGUGUGUUCAAUAAGAACAUGACUUCAACAGUGUAUGGAGCAUCACAGCCAUGAGCCACUGUGUUGUCUCAGGAGGAGGAAGGACUGAUCCUAAGGACAUUUACACUGUAAUACCAGACAACUUUCCGAUAAGGAUCAAAGGGAGCUUUGCUGAAAGUCUUCAUUUCAUUUAUAAUGAGCUUUCUGACUAUUAUUGUGUCUAAACAGUAACCUAUUUCACUAAGUGACUUUGUUUACACUGCAGUUAUACUAAUUAACCACUGAAAGUGUUGUUAUAAAUGUAAAGCCAACAUGUUCUCAUCCCAAGUCGUCACAUAUUGCUGCUUUGCAGUGGACUUCUGCAUCUAAA
Molecule: messenger RNA, 732 nt
Organism: Plectropomus leopardus (leopard coralgrouper)
Lineage: Eukaryota; Metazoa; Chordata; Actinopteri; Perciformes; Serranidae
Source: RefSeq, a predicted model, not a curated record